AUUAAGGAGUACCAACAUAAAUGGGAACUCCCAAGUGAUUAUAAAGGUCCUGGAAUUUAUAUACCUUCGGAUCAAAAUAUAAAUAUCAAGACUGUUCCAAAGUUGUUUACUCCUUACAAGUUACGCCAGAUGGAGUUAAAGAAUAGGAUUGUUGUAUCUCCAACUUGUCAAUAUUCAUCAAUAGAUGGAUUAAUGGAUGAUUGGCAUUUGGUACAUUAUGGAGGACUUGCCAAGGGUGGUGCUGGAUUGAUCAUCUUGGAGUCAACUGCUGUGUUGCCAGAGGGUAGGAUCUCACCAAAGGAUGCUGGACUUUGGAAUGAUGAUCAAAUAUAUCCAAUGAAGAGGAUAACUGACUUUAUUCAUAAAUACAAUGCAAAGGUCGGCCUACAACUUGGACAUAGUGGACGCAAGGGUAGCACUGUUGAGAUAUUCUUGGAGGACAAAAGAGGAAGAGUUGAGAAUGAUGAGGGAGGAUUUGAUAUUGUUGCUCCAAGUGCAAUUCAAUGGGACAAGAGGUCAAAGGUACCAACAGCUUUGACUAAGGAGGGCAUCCAGGAGGUAGUCCAAGCAUUCAAGGAGGCAGCAAUCCGCGCCGACAAGGUUGGCAUUGACUACCUGAUGAUCCAUGGCGCACAUGGAUACUUGAUCAAUCAAUUCCUGUCGCCACUGUCCAACCACAGAACCGACGAGUAUGGUGGCUCAUUCGAAGGUCGCACCAAGUUUGUCCUGGAGAUCGUGGCCGCCAUUCGCGAGGUGUGGCCUGCCGAGAAGCCUUUGGCCAUCAGACUGUCGUGCACUGAGUGGGUCGAGGGUGGCUUCGACAUUGACGAGGUCAUCAGAUUGGCACCAUUAUUGCAUGCAGCAGGUGUCGACAUCAUUGAUUGCUCGACCGGCGGCAACAGCUCCGAGCAAAAGGUGACCAAGGCGCCACUCUACCAAGUGCCAUUCUCUGAUCGCAUUCGCAAGGCAUACCCAGCCAUUGCCACCAGUGCCGUUGGAAGCAUCAACACACCAACCGAGGCCAACAGUGUCCUAGAUGAUGACAAAGCCGACCUCAUCGUAAUGUGUCGAGCAUUCCUUCGCAACCCAUUCUGGCCUGUAGCCGCAGCCCAAGAGCUCAAAGUUCGUAUCGACUACACUCUCCAAUAUCGUCCAUCAAUCGAGUCAUCAUCUUCUAAA
This is a messenger RNA of Acytostelium subglobosum LB1, 1179 nucleotides long. RefSeq lists its product as hypothetical. The annotation marks the transcript as partial. Lineage: Eukaryota; Evosea; Eumycetozoa; Acytosteliales; Acytosteliaceae. The record is from RefSeq and is a predicted model, not a curated record. Gene Ontology annotation, cellular component: intracellular anatomical structure. The transcript has 3 exons. Gene Ontology annotation, molecular function: NADPH dehydrogenase activity; NADP binding; FMN binding.